Gymnodraco acuticeps is the source of this 5701-nucleotide messenger RNA. It is a transcript of the gene atxn7l1, whose product is annotated as ataxin 7-like 1. NCBI's taxonomy places the organism in Eukaryota, Metazoa, Chordata, Actinopteri, Perciformes, Bathydraconidae. The record is from RefSeq and is a predicted model, not a curated record.
GAGAAAGCGAGAGAGCGAGAAAAAACGGCUCUCAGCAAAGCAACAAGAAGGAAGAGAAAUGGCGACACUGGAUCGCCAAAUACCAAGUCCGGAUAUCUUCCUGUGCGAGCCUUGGUCUUCCUUCGUCACCGCGGCUAAAUUACGUUUUGUUGACAACUCGUCCUCGGAUGACAAACAGAUUUUCUGCCAGGGUAAAGCCGUGAGGCUCAGCAAAGAAGAGAUGCUUGUCUACAGCCAGCUUCCAGCUCUGGAGGAUUUUUGUCUUGUUGUCUGCCAUGUCUGCGAUCAGGUGGUCACCCCCCAGGGCAUCCUCACACACUACGGUAGCUGGGGUGUAGUUUCCCUGUGAGACAGUCAGAGAGAGACAGACAGUCCUGGACCACUCCCCCUCAUUUCCUCCCCACCCUUCUCCCACAAAGACAUGCAUAGCAAGAACCAGAAGCGCCACAGCUCCCCCUCCCCCUCCAGGACCCCCCUGGUCCCCAUGAAGCCAAAAGCACCUGCAGUGACCCCCACUGUGGUGCCAAGUCCCGGGGGCACGCUGGCCUUCAGGGUCCCCAAAGAGUACCCUCACUCACGCUUCAGCAAGGCGCCUCUGGCCCUCUACCCACCGAAGGGGGCGCGGAACAAGACAUGUGUCUCCCUCCCAGUGGUGAGCCUGGAGAAGAUCCCCUGCCUCAGCCGGGGCGACCCUUCAUCACAUGUGCGCCUCACCUCCUCCUCUUCCUCCUCUUCCUCCCCCUCACACCUCCCUCCCCCGGCCUCCCAGCGGUCCAGCGAGAAGCUCACAAACGGUCGCGGGCCGCCCACCCCCCGCUCCACCCCCUCUCCAUCCUCCUCUGCGGACAGACGGCCCAGUCCGGCUCGCUCUCCUCUGGACAGACGGCUGCCCUCGACCCCCUCUCCUUCCCCUCUGGAUCGUAAACCCCCCCCCUCACCGGCCCCUUCCCAACGCUCUGCCGCUCUGCCUGUGACGUCGCUGUUGGAGAAGAAGCAGCAAAAUGGGACGAAGACUCCUUCCAGGUCGCAAAAGAGACUUUCAGGCAGAGUUUUUGAUCCUAACAAACACUGUGGAGUGCAGGAUCCUGAGACUAAGCGACCCUGUACCCGGUCUCUCACCUGCAAGACUCACUCGCUCACACACCGCAGAGCCGUCUCAGGCCGAGAGAAACACUUUGACGUCCUUCUGGCCGAACACAAAGGGCGGACCAAGCUGACCCAGGCAGCGAAGGAGAAGGACGCAUCGCAGGGAAGGAAGGAAGGAAGCGUCACGCCACAGGAGACCGCAUCUCCCAGCAGGCCGCACUGCACUAACGGACGCACGCUGUCCAUGCUGAAGCUGCGGCUGGCUAACGCACACAUACCCAGGGUCCCAGGCUCCACCUCCAGCCCUCUGCCCCCCCCCCCCACAGCCGUCCCCCCUCAAGACGGCGGGCGUCUCUCGAGUGAUGAGGGCGACGCGGAGACCCCAGAGGACGGAGACAGAUCUGCCUCUCACUCCUCCCAUCGCCACCCACAGCCUUUACGGUACUGCGUGUUCAGCAGCAGGCUCAUGGGACGGGGUCACUACGUGUUCGACAGGCGAUGGGACCGCAUGAGGCUGGCGCUGCAGAACAGCGUGGAGAAACACCUCAACGCACAUAUGUGGAGUUUCAGGAAGGUGCCUCCCGCUCCUGAGAGCCUCCUCUCCCUCUCCUCCCCCGUCUCUUCACAGCCGUCUCCCUCCUCCGUCCCUCUUCCUCCCCUCUCCUCCCUCUCCCACAUCCCUCCGUCUGCGUCCACAGUCGGAGCGCUCAGCCUCCGAGUCGCUCCCGUCAGAGCCCGUAACGGCACGCAUAAAGCCCCCCCCCCGCUCUCCAAAGACACGGAGGACUCUGGAGCUAAGAGGAGGAAAAACGCCUCCUCCUUUUUCCCCACUGUGGAUAAUCUGAGGAGGAACGGCAGCAGCCAUCAUCCAACGUUACAAAGUUCAGGGGCGUCUGCAGCUGGGAGGAAGAAGGGACUCGGUCGGGGGGGGAUGUGGAGCGGAGGGGAGGACUGGCUCUCCAGAGACGACGGGUCGGAAAGCUACAACUCACACAGCAGUGGUGAACUAGGCAGUGUACCCGACUCCCCCAGCAGGGAGUCACCCUCCGCCCCCCCUCACCCUCCUGCUCCCCCUUCCGGACCCUUGCCUUAUGUCGGGGGGGCAGAGGGCAGGAAGAGGAGGAGUCCCAGCUCCUUCAAAGCAAAGGCCAGCAAGCUGAGCAGACCGGGGGGGAUGGAGAGCCUCUUUGGGAGCGACAGCGUGGGAAUUCUGGCCUCAGGGCCCGAGUCCCCGAGACAGGCCAAGAUGCAUCACUGACAGAAACCUGCUCCCCGGCAGCUGUGCAGACCACCACCGUUUGUGACCUUUGACCUCACCACUCUUCCCCUGACGGCACCAAUCAGACCGGUGAUGUCACCCCCAUUCAUCCAAUCACAGCUCAGUUCACUCACCGGGACGCAGGAGUGUUUGCCGGCGGUUCGCUUUCACCUAUCCACCUUUUUUUUAAAACAUGGAUCACUGACAUGCAUUCAGAACAAUACAGUGGGAUCCAGAAAUGGAAAGGGAAUUUUCAGACAGAAUUUACACACUGUACAAGUUUUAGGGAGACUUUUAUUCUUACUCAGCUGACAAGGUAAGUGAUUGUUUUUCGGGUUAAAGCUGAAGGACCUACUGACACGAUUACUGUAGGCCUCAGCGGUCAUCUAUGCCACCUUAACUCGUUACAUCGAACAUCUCUGUCAACAUCUCUGAAAUGCUCUCUCUUUCCUCACCCCCCUAUCUCCCCCAUCCCUCCCAGCAUUGCUGUGCUCAAAGUGCUCUUACUGCCCCUCUCUCCCUUCCUCCAUUAUCUCCACCACGGACCUGAACACAAGGGAAGGAAGCGACACUGUAUUUCAAUAUAGGACGAGAUCUAGGAAGAGAUCCGAUUUAUUUCGUCUUCGUUCUCGUUUUGCAAGAAACACAAACUCCUGUCUGUGUGUCAGGACUUGCAUCCAAAAAAAGGAAUGAAGCCUACGGUGUUGGAUCUAUUUUUUUUUGUACAAUAAUUUAUCGUUCUUAAGUUAUGUUUGUUUUCUAACUCGCCCUCGAGGUGCCGAGCUACGGGAAAAGCAAAGAAUCAUUUCUAUGGCAUUUUGAAGAAAUGUUGAAAGUAUUAUGAUAGUUCAUAUUGUGGAAAAUGUGUACAUAUCUGUUUAUUAUUUUUAUAUUUAUUAAUUAUCGUCCCCUUUUACCGAAUAUGAGCCAUACAAAGAUGUUUUCCUCCAACUAAAUAUGUGUUUAAUGAUAUUGAUAAUGAUCAGCCUGGUUUCUCAAAAUAUUGAAGAGUUUGUUAGUUGCACGUUUUUAAAUGAAUAUGAAUUAAUAAUCAAACGGCUAAAUAUGGACUUUAACUGUGUGGGCUGUGUCUGUCCUUCCAAAUGUAAGUAUCUGUAUUCAGUAUGUUAUAAUAACUGAGGCUUUUUCACAAUAAUAGGCGGAAAUAUUAGACAAAAAAUGUAUCAAUUCAAACAAAUUUGACUUGGGAGAGUCUACCGUAAAAACUCUUUUUGAUACAGUAAUUCACAAACAGAUGUCAGCCAUACUGCAACUUUGCAAAGUCUGAUUGACAAUUGAAUUUUCCUAUUUUAUAAGGAGUUGUUUUGCCAGUCCCUGCACAUUUUUCACUUUUUGUUUUAAUUAGCAUUUAACAGCUCCUCCAUUUACCCAAAGAUCCAUCAACAGCGCACUCAACUCAAGUACGCCUGCCAAGGUUGUCACUUCUGUAGUGUUAACACAUUCAAACCUGCAUAAAAGAAGUAUGCAAUCCUAAUAUAGGACAGCCACAGCCUCUAUCAGGAGAGGACGUUUACUCGGUUGCUCUUUUUAUUUCCAUAAAUCUGUAUCUGACAUAUGCUAUUACUUUGGUUAGUAUUUUCAUAUAAAGGACCCCGCAUUCAUGUUGGCCUGUGGUUCCACCCUUUCUCAUAAAUCUUCCAAUGCUCAAAACAAUAGUUAUUACACUUUGAAACCAUCUUAAUCUUCCAGGAUCGAUUGGUCAAAAUGCUUUCAGUUACCUUUCAGAAAGGCUUCCUUACAUGUAUUUUAAUUCAGCAUUAGGUGUACGAAACAUUUUCCAAAGGAGCUCACUACCACAACUUAAGUCCAAAGAUGCUAAAAUAUGAUUAUAUUAUGAGGUUGUCACUUUAAGUCGGUGUAUAGCUAAAGAAACAUGUGAGGAUUUCUCUUUUCUUGGUAUGAUGGAUGCCACAAUGUGUCUAAAAAUGUAUCCUGUCUUCAUGUUGUAUUGCUGAUAAAGGUGGCGUAACUGAGAGCAUUUUGAUUUCAUUCAUAGCGAUUGUUCUUAUCUACACACACAUGGUUUGUCCGGGUGCUCGCAAUGUACAGUUAAUCUGUGAAAGGGAGAGUUCUGAUGAUUUGAAGUGGGGUUGUAUGAGGUUUUUAUCCAAAGUCAGUGUUUGUAGAAGAGGACAGGAAAAACAAGAAUGGCAGCAAAAUAUAUUUAAGCCAUCCAAAAGAUAGUCCCACAAAAAAAACUAUAUUUCAAUUUAAGUGUAUGACCAAUUUUGGAUAUUUCCAUUGCUUCCCCUUGCUGUGAGACAGACUUUUCCUGCGGGGAGCUGAAGGUGUUAUCUCUACUCUCCUCAAAGCCACCUUACUCCAUUCACAAAAACACUCAUUUUAUCUCCCAGAAUUGUAUUUGAUGUGUUAUUGUAUGACUUCAGUGUUUUAAAGGGUAACUCCGUAUCACCCGAGUCACUCAAUUACACGUACAAAAUCAAGGAAGUGGUAUAUUAGCAGAUUUGCGAGCUAAAAUGUUUUUGUCCAUGUAGCCUGGUGUCUUUGCAGAGAGCGUAGAUUACGACUCGAGUUCCCCUUAAGAAAGGUCUGAAUAAUAUAUAGAGAACACUUAAACUAUAUUGAUUUUCUUUUAACGUUGGCUCUUCCUAAAGGUGGCUUAAAUAUGUCCUUCUACUGCCAUGGCAACACCUCAUAUAAAACCACUUCAAAAUAUCCGAACUAUCCCUUUAACAUGCCUACAAUUACAAUAAUCAUUUUCUCUGAUAUACAUACCAACAUAUGUACUAGUAUAACUAUUGUUUAUGUUUGUUUAAAGGAUACAACCAUGGUUAAGUGUGGAAUUUAGUGAGGUUUUUUUAUGGAUCAAAGCUGAUGAUCUUAGUGCUGAAAGGAUUGUUGGGACUUCCCAACCUGACCUACUGUUUAUAGUAAUACAAAUAGGAAGUUACAGUCACUGUUGCAGCUAAAAUUAAGACAGUUUUCAGUGGAUUUCAGAGCAGUUGUAUAUUUUGAACUUGAUGGAGGUAUAACAGUUUCUUUUAAAGCCUCCCCCUUCCUUUUUUUGCACUUUGUCAUAACGCCCAGAUCUUUAAUCAACGUCUAUUUAUAUACAUGUUUGAGAUAUUGAAAGCAAAUCUAUAUAUAUAUUUGUAAAAGUGUUUUUUUGGCAACUGCAGUGAAAGAAGAUGGAGUGUUUUGUGGGUGAGUUUACCAGCACACCAUUGUUUGUUGUGUCUGAUCCAAACAUGCCUUGUUAGAGUUAUUCACUCUGACUGCAGUUGGAUACCAAAAAAAGGAUUUCCCACCAUACAACAACACUUGCUGUAUAAAAUGUUUUCUUAUAUCCAAGCUUUUAUUAAAUGAUUGAAAGUG